GAUGAUGUACACGUAUAACUAUAGUUAUACUUUUUAAAAAAAUUAGUGUGUAGAUAUUUUGAAUACUGAAAAAUGACGAGUCUUCGGCAAAAACAAAUUAAUGCUAUUAAACAAAUGUUAAAUUUAAAUCAGCAGCAAACAAAAAGUGGUGCCUCUGAACCAGUCUGGAAAGUGUUAAUAUACGAUCGUUUAGGACAAGAUAUUAUAUCUCCAUUAAUGUCAGUUAAAGAAUUGCGAGAACAGGGAGUCACUUUAUUUGUACAGUUACAUUCCGAUCGAGAUCCAAUACCAGAAGUUCCAGCUGUAUAUUUUUGUGCCCCAAAUGAAGAAAAUUUAGGAAGGAUUAACCAAGAUUUUCAAACUGGUGUCUAUGAUAUAUAUCAUUUAAAUUUUAUAUCACCUAUAUCUCGACAGAAACUUGAGGAUUUGGCAACAGCAGCUAUUGCAGCAAAUUGUGUAGCGAACAUUCAUAAAGUUUUCGACCAGUAUGUUAACUUCAUAUCACUGGAAGAUGAUAUGUUUAUAUUAAAGCAUCAACACAGUGAUGCUAUAUCAUAUUAUAAUAUAAAUAAAGGCGACAUAAAAGAUACAGAAAUGGGGUCUAUUAUGAAUUCAGUAGUGGAGGGAUUAUUUUCAGUAUUUGUAACAUUGGGAACCGUUCCAAUUAUCAGAAGCCCCAAAGGAAAUGCAGCUGAAAUGGUAGCAAAACAAUUAGAUAAAAAGUUAAGGGACAAUUUAUUCGAUGCAAGAAAUAAUCUCUUCCAAAUGGACGCGCAAUCAGGAAACUUCAAUUUUCAGAGGCCUUUAUUAAUUAUUUUAGACAGAAAUGUUGACAUGGCCACUCCUUUACAUCAUACAUGGACUUACCAAGCUUUAGCGCAUGAUCUACUUGACUUAGCAUUAAACAGGGUCAUCAUUGAAGAAUCAAUCCCCACCGGAGGUGCACGGGCUAAAAACCGUGCUUGUGAAUUGGACUCAAAAGAUAAAUUUUGGUCUUCGUACAAAGGAAGUCCUUUUCCCACUGUAGCUGAAGCAAUCCAGGAGGAACUAGAACAAUACAAAUCGUCCGAAGAAGAAGUAAAAAAGUUGAAAACUUCUAUGGGUAUUGAUAGUGAAAAUGAUAUAGCUCUCUCUUUUGUUUCUGAUAACACGGCUAAAAUUACUUCAGCAGUCAAUUCUUUGCCGCAACUUUUAGAAAGGAAGCGGCUCAUUGAUAUGCAUACAUCAGUAGCUACAGCAAUUUUAAAUUGCAUUAAAUCUAGAAAAUUGGACACAUUUUUUGAAUUGGAAGAAAAGAUUAUGAGUAAAGCUCAAGCAUUAGAAAAGCCUUUAUUAGACAUUCUUUCCGAUCCUGAUGCAGGGACGCCAGAUGAUAAAAUGCGUUUAUUUAUUAUAUUUUAUAUAUGUACUCCUCAUCUGUCAGAUUCUGAUCUAAAAAAAUAUGAGGCUACUUUAAACGAAGCUGGCUGUAAUCUGACCCCAUUAUCAUACAUUAAACGCUGGAAAAGCUACACUAAAAUGGCUUUAGGAGUGAAUGUUAAUCAGUAUGAAGGUGCUGGCACCAAAACAGUUAGUAUGUUUUCUAAACUAGUGUCCCAAGGUUCGAAUUUUGUUAUGGAGGGUGUUAAAAAUUUAGUGCUGAAACGGCAUAAUCUUCCAGUGACAAAAAUUGUUGACAAUCUAAUAGAAUUUAAAAAUAGCCAGGAAAUGGAGGAGUAUCAUUAUCUAGAUCCUAAACAAUUGAAAUUAACCGAUAUUCCAAGAAAUAGAUCCCCAUUUCAAGAUGCAAUCGUUUUUAUAAUAGGUGGUGGAAAUUAUAUCGAAUACCAAAAUUUGGUGGAUUACGCGAAGGCAAAAACCACAACAGGAACUUCUAAAAGAAUAUUGUAUGGUGCAAGUACUUUAAAUAAUGCAAAACAGUUUUUAAAACAGUUAGCCCUCUUGGGUCAAGAACUUUAAAUAUACUGAUUUUAUUGUAAAUAUUUUCCUAUUUGUUAACUACAUUAAUUUGAUAUUAAAUUUUAUGAAAUGUA
This is a messenger RNA of Anoplophora glabripennis (Asian longhorned beetle), 2033 nucleotides long. It is a transcript of the gene Slh, whose product is annotated as protein sly1 homolog. Gene Ontology annotation, cellular component: cytosol; Golgi membrane. Gene Ontology annotation, molecular function: syntaxin binding. NCBI's taxonomy places the organism in Eukaryota, Metazoa, Arthropoda, Insecta, Coleoptera, Cerambycidae. The transcript has 11 exons. Gene Ontology annotation, biological process: endoplasmic reticulum to Golgi vesicle-mediated transport; intracellular protein transport. The coding region runs from base 73 to 1959 and encodes 628 amino acids. The record is from RefSeq and is a predicted model, not a curated record.